This is a messenger RNA of Neomonachus schauinslandi (Hawaiian monk seal), 1944 nucleotides long. It is a transcript of the gene ENTPD1, whose product is annotated as ectonucleoside triphosphate diphosphohydrolase 1. The transcript is spliced from 10 exons. Gene Ontology annotation, cellular component: plasma membrane. The coding region runs from base 10 to 1422 and encodes 470 amino acids. Lineage: Eukaryota; Metazoa; Chordata; Mammalia; Carnivora; Phocidae. The record is from RefSeq and is a predicted model, not a curated record. Gene Ontology annotation, biological process: nucleoside diphosphate catabolic process. Gene Ontology annotation, molecular function: UDP phosphatase activity; GDP phosphatase activity.
CUGCCAAUUAUGGAAGAUAGAAAGGAGUCUGAACUGAAGAAUUUUUGUUCCAGAAAUAUACUGAUCAUCCUUGGCUUCUCCUCUAUCAUGGCUGUGAUUGCCUUGAUUGCUGUGGGGCUGACCCAGAACAAACCAUUGCCAGAAAAUGUUAAGUACGGGAUUGUGCUCGACGCAGGCUCUUCUCACACAAGUUUGUACAUCUAUAAGUGGCCAGCAGAAAAGGAGAAUGACACAGGGGUGGUGCAUCAGAUAACAGAGUGCAAGCUGAGAGGUCCUGGAAUCUCAAGAUAUGCUCAAAAAUUAAGCGAAAUAGACAUUUAUCUGACUGCAUGCAUGAUAAGAGCCACUCAAGUGGUUCCAAAGUCCCAGCACCAAGAGACCCCUGUUUACCUGGGAGCUACGGCAGGCAUGCGCUUGCUCAGGAUAGAAAAUGAACAGUUGGCAGACAAGGUCCUGGCUGCGGUGGCGAGGAGCCUCAGCAAUUACCACUUUGAUUUCCAGGGUGCCAGAAUCAUCACCGGCCAAGAGGAGGGCGCCUACGGCUGGAUUACUAUCAACUAUCUGCUGGGCAAAUUCACGCAGAAAGUGAGUUGGCUCAACCUGAAGCCAAAUGAAGACAGUGAUCUUGAAACCUACGGGGCUUUAGACCUUGGGGGAGCCUCUACACAAAUCACUUUUGUGCCCCCAAACAAGAAGAUCGAGUCUCCAAGCAACACUCUGCACUUCCGCCUUUAUGGCAGGGACUACAGCGUGUACACGCACAGCUUCUUGUGCUAUGGGAAGGAUCAAGCCCUCAGGCAGAAACUGGCCAAGGACAUUCAGCAGUUUCAAAUUCAGGGCACUGGAAACUAUCAACAAUGCCGGCAAAGCAUUCUUCAACUCUUCAACACCAGUUACUGCCCUUACUCUCACUGUUCCUUCAAUGGGAUUUUCUUGCCACCAGUUCACGGGGAUUUUGGGGCAUUUUCAGCUUAUUACUAUGUGAUGGAAUUUUUAAACUUUACAUCAGAGGAAACCCGCUCGCAGGAAGAGAUGACGGAGACUAUGGAAAAGUUCUGCUCUCAGCCUUGGGAGGAGCUGAAGACCUAUUUUGGUGACGUGAAGGAGAAGUACCUGAGUGAAUACUGCUUUUCCGGAGCCUACAUCCUAUCUCUCCUUCUGAGUGGCUAUCAUUUCACAGCUGAGUCCUGGAAGAAUAUUCAUUUCAUGGGCAAGAUCCAGAGCAGCAAUGUCGGGUGGACUCUGGGCUACAUGCUGAACCUGACCAACAUGAUCCCAGCUGAGCAGCCGUUGCCCACACCUCUCUCCCACUCCACCUAUGUCUUCCUCAUGGUCCUCUUCUCCCUGAUCCUGGUUGCAGUGGCCAUUGUUGGUGUCUUUAUCUUUCACAAGCCUUCAUAUUUCUGGAAAGACAUGGUAUAGCAGGAGCAGCUGAAAUCUGCUGGCUAGAGUGAGAAAAAAACUUGCCCAGGGAGCACUUUCCUCCACAGUGGUGUACAAGAUCAUCCUUCCUUGCUCACCAAGGCCAGUCUUGACCAGCAUGAAGCUUCCUUGGCUUUUGCUGAAGCCUUUCCAUGGAAGGUAUUCACCACCUUCUGCCUCAAGGACUACCCGGAAGACAUCGUCUCUUUUGUGAGUCCUUCCCAACUCCCCUUUUCUCUUUUGUACUCUGUGCUUGUGUAGGUCUUAAAGACCUGUUACCUUUCAUGAUCUCUGCUUUAUAAAAAAACAAUCAUGACUUUGUCCCGAAGAACUCAGAGUCCUGAGUCCUGCACUGGCAAGUUGUGCUGGCUAAAAGAAGAUCUCAGGAACUGGUUCAGUUGUACUUAUACAGACCCUUUCUUUCUCCUUUUGCCCAUUUAUUAAGAAUGCCAUACAAUGCCUUUGGAGAGGGCAGACACACAUCUCAUUCCCAUCCUGCUGUUUGCACAGGACAAUUUUCUA